ACAAAGAGAGGAAGAAUGGUGAAUAAAAACGCCCUUCUUGUUCACUAUAAGGAGUCGGUUUAUAAAUCUGAUUCGUUCGUGGUCGACACAUCAGCGCUGGUGUCGUCUCCUCGAAGGUUCCUGAAGAUCCACUCAGGGUGAAGGAUCCAGUUUCUGCAGGAGGAGGAGAGACCUGCAGGAUGUACCCUCACUGAGCCAGCAGCUGCACCAAACUCACCUGAAUACACUGUGUCUCUGACUGCACAGCUUAAUAAACCCUGCAAAGAUCCUGGUGGUUCGAUUCACCGCCUCCUACCCAGACAUCAUGACGUCCUCUAUGCUCCGCCGACAGUUAAAGAACCUGGUCCAGAACUACUCUGAGGCCGAGGUCAAGGUGAGAGAGGCGACAUCCAAUGAUCCAUGGGGUCCGUCCAGCACUCAGAUGGCCGACCUCUCCGACCUGACCUACAACGUGGUGGCCUGCAACGAGAUUAUGACGAUGCUGUGGAAGCGACUGAAAGACGACAAGAAUUGGAGACACAUCCACAAGUCUCUGACGCUCCUGGAGUACCUGUUAAAGACCGGGGACGACCGCGUGCUCCUGAAAAUGAAAGACAACAUCUACAUCGUCAAAGCCCUCACGGAGUACCGCUUUGUCGAGAAGGAUGGCAAAGAUCAGGGUUCAAAUGUGAGAGAGAAGGCCAAGGUUGUCCUCGUUCUCAUGGAGGACGAUGAAAAACUGAAGGAGGAGAGAGACUUUGCUGUGAAAACCAGAGAGAAGACGUCAAAGGGUGCUGGAGCUUCAUCAACCGAUGCCAUCAAGGAUCCAAACUACAAGCCAGUCUAUGUUGCUGGGGCAUCAGGGCUUCCAUCUAUAGACCACAUACCCUCUGUUGCUGAUUUGACUGCUUCUUUUGCCGCCCGCAAAGAGGAGCGUCUCAAACAGGAAGCCGAAAAGAAAGAAACAGAGAGAAGGGCCAAGAUGAGUGAAGACGAGCUUCAAUGGGAGGACGCAGGCAAAGGCAAUGACCUUAAAGGAGGUGCUUGGGGAGGGGAGAAAGCAGAGGAGGAAGAGGAGGAGGAGGAGGCUAAACAAGAUGCAUGGGAAACCCCUAAAGAACCGAAAGAGGCCUCAGGUCCAUGGGGCACCCCUGCAAAACCAGACACAACUGACACACCAGCCAGCAGUGAUCCUUGGGGGGCUCCAGCUAAAACAGAAGAAGAUCCAUUUGCAGCGCCAGAAGCAGAGGAAGAUCCAUUUGCUAAGCCGAAGAACGGAGAAGAUCCCUUCGGUGCACCCAAAGAUAAACCUGAUCCAUUUAGUGCACCGAAAGACGACCCAUUCAAUGCACCGAAGGACAGUUCAGACCCCUUCGGUGCACCUAAAGACAAGGAGGAUCCAUUUGCCGCACCGAAAGAUAAACCGGAUCCCUUUACGUCUAACAAUGAUCCAUUCAAUGCUCCAAAAGAUGAUCCUUUUAACGCCCCGAAAGACGAUCCCUUCAAUGCGCCGAAAGACGAUCCCUUCAAUGCGCCAAAAGACGAUCCAUUUAACGCACCGAAAGAUGAUCCAUUCAACGCACCGAAAGACGAUCCAUUCAAUGCACCAAAAGAUGACCCGUUCAAUGCGCCAAAAGACGAUCCGUUCAAUGCGCCAAAAGACGAUCCAUUUAACACCCCUAAAGACGAUCCAUUCACCGCACCAACUACACCGCCCAAAAAUGAUCCCUUUGGUGCUCCUACCACACCACCUAAAGAAGACCCAUUCUCUGCACCAUCCCAACCUUCAAAAGACGACCCCUUCGCCGCACCAACAACACCGCCAAAGGAGGAUCCUUUCUCUGCACCGUCCAAACCUACAACAGACGAUCCUUUCGGUGCACCAACAACACCACCGAAGGAGGACCCUUUCUCUGCACCACCCAAACCUGCCACAGGUGACCCUUUCGGAGCACCAACAACACCACCAAAAGCGGAUGCUUUCUCUGCACCAUCCAAACCUACGACAGAAGACCCUUUCGGAGCGCCAUUAAGCCCACCAAAAGACGAUGCCUCGGAUCUCUUCAACGCCCCUCUACUGAGCUCACCCAAAGAUAGUGCAGAUGCAUGGGGAGCCCCUUCUAGCCCUGCAGCUGCUGAUCCCUGGGGGGCACCAUCUGCUCCAAAUGAGGCCAAGAGUGGAGAUCCCUGGGGAGACGGGACAAGCGCCACCUCGCCGAUUGACAGUUCAGAUGCAUUUGGGGAUGCAUCCAAACCAGACGAUGAUCCGUGGGGAACAUCAGCUGGAGCUCCAGUUAGUGCAGACGAUGCAUGGGGUGCACCCGCUCCGCCCUCAGACUCCUCCCCAUCGAGUGACCCCUUUGGAGACGGAUCUAAAAAAAGUGACCCAUGGGGAGCACCGAGUGACGCUGCUAGCAAUGGGACAGGGAAGCAGACGGCGCAGGAAAUCGAGACGCACAGAAAGACUUCUUCAUUUCUGGGCACGGCGGGGGCGUCGCUUGUUGACUUGGACGAUCUAUUUUCCUCUAACCCCAAACCCAAACUGCACCCUCUCGUCGACGCGCACACCACCCAGACACGAGCCAUCGGCACCUUUAAAACCCGGGCCUUGUCUCCUGGAUCAGGGGCUGCUGCAGGGAUGCCCCUUCCUGAAACUUCAGCCCCAAACUACACUCCCUUUGGUUCGACUUUGGCUCCCUCCUUUGGUGCACGGUUUCCCACUUUGGCAGCUGCUUCCAAUGAAGCUCCACUAUUUCAACCUCCGUCUUAUAUCACGGGAGGGUCUCACUCGCUUCAGGCAAGUCCUACGUAUUCAGGAAUGGGGAUGGUUCAACCUGCAUCCAUGGCAGGAAGUCCACGAAUGGGACUCAACAUGAACCCAGCGUAUGGAGAAGUGGGAACAAAGCAGUCUGCGUCUCUGAUGGGGAACCCCUUGGCGAGUCCCCUCUUUUUAGGACAAAGUACGAGUCAGUCCGGUAUCUUUGGAGGGAAUUGGCAAACAGGAGUCGCUCCACAAGCUGAGAGUGGUGUCUCAAUGCAGGCACAGUUUCUUUCAGGGAGUGGGUUGGGUGACACGGCAAACAAAACCAAUAAUCCAUUCCUGAUGUAACAACCUAACAUGUUAUCUUAAGUAUGAGGCUUCAUAUUUAACAAAAACAGCAAGUGGUUUUACAUGUUCUGGCUCUCAUGAUGUCCCUUAUGUCAACAUUAAUAUCUUAAAAUUAGCUAAAUCACGUGGUAAAAUUGACCUGAAAUUGAAGACUUCCUGCAGUCCUCUUCUUAUAGAGGUUUGGUCAUCCUACCUGACACGACAAGACGACCACCCCCCCUGACUGUCUUAGGACAGCAUCCCAGUUGGGUGACAGCAUGUAGGCCCCCUCAUCCGGGUUCCCUGUCCUCUGGGCCUGCUUCCUGAUCUCUACAGCCUCCCUUAUCACAUCAUGAAACUGGAUGAGGGGGCCUACAUGCUAUCGCACUCUGUGUGCUGUCCUAAGACUGUUGGACAACAGGGUGUUGGUCUUCCUGUCGUAUUAGGUCGGAAGACCAAACCUCUAUAAAUCAGCUGACAGACGUCACAACAACACCACGUGACUCCUGAAGAAGACUGCAAGAAGUUUGUAGUCUGAACAUCUAUCUUCUUCUAUCUUGACCGCUUAUCCUGUUUGGGGUCACGGGGGGCUGGAACCAAUCCCAGCUGACUUUGGGGGGAAGGCAGGGUACACCCUGGACAGGUCGCCAACCUAUCACAGGGCAAACAUGGAGAGACAAAGAACUAUUCACAUACACACUCACACCUACGGGCAAUUUAGAGUGACCGAUUAACCUGUAGAGAAUGUUUUUGAUCUGAGGGAGGAAGGCGGGCCUUUAGCCUUUUCGCUAACAGCUACAGGGUGCCCGCCUGUCAACCAAGUAAACCAUGCCCUUAUUUGGGCAAAACUUGUACGUUUAAUAUCUUC
Molecule: messenger RNA, 3935 nt
Organism: Notolabrus celidotus (New Zealand spotty)
Lineage: Eukaryota; Metazoa; Chordata; Actinopteri; Labriformes; Labridae
Product: epsin-1-like
Exons: 11
Coding region: 305-3088 (927 amino acids)
Biological process (GO): endocytosis
Cellular component (GO): clathrin vesicle coat; endosome; plasma membrane
Molecular function (GO): phospholipid binding; clathrin binding
Source: RefSeq, a predicted model, not a curated record